CAGCAACAACUGUGAUCAUUCAUUCUUCUAAUUCCACUCUCUCAUUCACGUACUCUGUGAACUCGUCCAGUGGUCAGUCAGGGCAAAACAGCUGUUAUGUGUCACUCUAUGUUCUGGGUCAGCAGCCCCCAGAAUAGCAUGAAGACAGACUCCUGCAAGACUUCUUGAGCUGUUCUAUUAAGGAUAUAGAUCAUAUCUGGAGCACUUUACUGAAAUCCUCAAGCUUGGAUGGAGGAUCAGGACAGAGUCAGUCAGGCCUCCAGCAGCGCCACAGUGUCCUUUCUGCCCAUCAGAGACAAGAGUCAUGAAAGAGUGCAGACAUUUGGAAAGAGAUGUCAGGCGGCAAAGAGAGACCCCAACUGCCCUGUGGUGAUCAGAGGAUGGCUGUACAAGAGGGACAGCACUGGACUGAAAUUGUGGAAGAGAAGAUGGUUUGUUCUCUCUAAUUACUGCCUGUAUUAUUAUAAAGACAGCCGUGAGGAGUCUGUUCUGGGCAGUAUUCCUCUUCCCAGCUACAGGAUUCUGUACUGCUCACCUAGAGAGUGCAGGAACCGCAAAUACGCAUUCAAGGUUGUGCAUCAAGGGAUGCGGCCAUACAUCAUGAGUGCUGAGACGCAGGAGGACAUGUUGGGCUGGGUCAGGGCUCUCAGCCAAUCAGCAAGCAUGGAGGCUGAUGACAUCAUCAACAGACGCUGUGCCAGUUUUCAGGACUUCACUCAGAUGGGAGAUAAUGCUGAAAUGAUGGAGCUUCAGCACAUGACCACGUUUCCCGAAAGAAACGCCCAGGCUGGAACAAAACUGACAAGGGUGCAGACAGAACCUUCUCUAAUAGAUCAAGAUAUGACAGGAAUUAAAAUGAAGACACCAGAACUGAGAGGAAGACAUGAGAGCAGACCAAUUGCAUCUGAAGCUACUGAGCAUUCUCCAAGUUUGGCAAAUGCAGAUGAGGAACCUCUUUCCUUCCUACAUCCAAGAGCAGCCUUCAGGCAGCCUCCGUUUCCCAGAGAUCAGUAUGGGUCAGUGUGUCACGGUCCUAUGGGCAGAGCAGACGUUUGGCCUAUGGAUAACUGCUCCAGUGCUCCAAUGUCACCAUGCAUCUACACAGAGAGAGGACAUCUGCCCGACAAACCUUUUCCACCUGAGUUUCCAUGUUCUGUGUGCUACUCUUCCAACUACCACACGGCUGAACACACGGCAAUGUGCAAGGCAGGAAAAUCAGACAUCCUCAUGGAGAGAGAAAUACAGCCAAUCAGAGAUCUGGAAAACGAUACAGAUGUGGUUCUCACUCGUCUGUGUGGCUGUGAUAAACUGCUGCAGUCCGUCUCUAUGCAGCUGGCUCAGUUACAAGCAGAUAAGAAAAGCGUGGAGUAUGCUUUAGAAAUAAAAUGGCUGGGGAUGGAAGAUGGACUUCCUGGAAAUCAGGAAGUAUCCCAGAAGACAUUGCUUCAGGAGGAGCUGGUUACACUCAGAGCCAGAAUAUGCGAUUUGUCAUUGGAGAUGGACAGAUUGUGGAGUGAUUAUGAACGGAUGGAGAGCGAGUUGUCCGUUUUCCAUUCUCAUCUCCAACACAUCCUCCAUUUCGGAACGCCGCAGGAGCAGAUUCAGGCACAGAGGCAGCUCUGGAUGAUGGAGGAUAUCUUGUGUGGUUUGAGGGUGAACAAGAACCGCUUUAUGGCCUUACUGGGUAUACAGACUCAGGGGGUUCCUCAGUCAAAACCAGUUUCCUACUUUGAGGGCGAGUUAGGAGGCCUCAACAUGGAGUGUGUGACCGAAGGAGAGCAGCAGGACUACAUGAAGAUUCACCAGAGUUAUAAGAGAUGGACCCAAGAGAACCCUGCCAAUGACAGCAGGUCGAGUGCUGAACACGAAGCCCCACACGAACCCCUGCGCCUGACCCGUGUCGUGACAUCUACCCUUCCGACGUCGCUAAUCGCCGAGCGCAUUUUUGUAGACGACCCCUAUCCUGAGCUGCCCGAGCAAAUCACCCUUCAGUCAGGACUGAGGUACAGCCAGAGGAGCGCUGAGAAGAAACCCAGUAGAACGAUGCAUGAGACGGCCGACAAGAACAGACACUUACACUGGGCCGACAGACCUGAAGAGAUGUUGCAAAAGAAACCGCCUCAAAAUCCCAGAGAAAAGGCACUGGCUGACAGAAAGGUCUGGACACACCAUCAGCAGGAGCUCGAGCCUGAAGCCUUGUGCCUUACAAACUCUGAGUCUGACUGCGACGCUGCCAUGAUCUCUCAGAAACGCCAGACUAAACUCAGACAAACGGAUAAAAGAGACAAAAGUAUGAGUGCAGCCAGAGAGCACUUCAUAGACGACAUUCAUCCCUUGAAACUCAUUACAGCCAGUGAAAAAGAGACAGAUGUCCAGAAAUACACAGCAGAUUCUGCUGUUGUACAUUUGAGCAAUGGCUACAGCAGUGAUAGACGCAAAUUUAAAAGCCACAGCAGAGAGUCGGCCAACUCAAUAAUGCCACAAAGUGAUGACGUAAAUGUGCGCAAUGAAAUAAAGGACAAAACAGCACAACAAUCAUCUUGCAAUGACAUCAUUGUCAUAGAAAGCCACUCCAUCAAUCAUAUUUCAACUCUAACGGUGUUUAAGGGACAUCAGGGAAACAAUCAAACACACAAACCUCAUAAAAAGAACAGAAGUUCUGACCGACAAAAGCUGUCAGUCUCGGCUAACGUCAAAUCUGAGUGCUUUCUGUCAAAUAACCGACGGUGCGAGUUAGUCCCGGUCUAUGUGCACGACGCAAAACCUCAAGCAUCCAUUACUCCAGUGGAAAAUAAACAACCAGACCAGGGAACCAAUCAAACGCUUGAUAAACCAGUGGGAGGAGACUGUGGGCGGAGCCAAUGUCCCAAAACUACAUUCGAAAAGGAACAUAUUGGCCAAACAAAUGGAAAAAGUUGCACUGACCUCAAAAUAAUGCCUGAUCAACCACUAAACGCUCAGCCAACAACAACAUCUGUCAAUCAACUGACGUCCAACUCUGACCAAUCCAAACCCGAGCUGUGCAUCUAUGAGGAAAUCCAGUUUUGCUCACCCAGAUCAGGAGAUGAUUGCGAGAAUCAGAGGGAUCAAAUCAGUGGAGAUGAAACACGGCCAUCAAACCUCACAGUAAAUGAGUCUGGACCAUCUCACACUGAGGUCAAUGGGGAGAACAGUACAAAAAAUACAAGUCGAACAGGAAGUGAUGUCACGUGCAAGAGAGGGAAAGAGCAGAAAGUUUACAGCUCUGUCAUGAAGAGCUCAGUAAUAAAUCAUCAUGUCCAGGACUGCAGGCCGCGGAUAACCGUGGUCAGCACCAGCCUGUAGAUAUGAGUGAGGCUGAAGAAAGUGUGAGGGAAAGAGGCAAUCAGACACAAACGAGUAGGAAUAUCAGAAGUGAAUGGAUAGUAAAGGGAUUGAAUAGGAGAUUAAAUUACCAUUGCCUUCAGAACAGCUUCAAUCCUUCAUGAAAUAUAAUCAUAUCAUGCUGAUCUGUGUGUGUGCCACUGCACCAAGAAAAGCAUGGAGUGUAGUUUUAGUUGAGAAUAGGUCAUUUUGUGUUAUUUUUAUAUGUAACGUGUUUAUGUCCUUGUUAGAGUGCCCGACUCCCAUGCCGACGGACCUGGGUUCGAGUCCAGCUUAAAGCGGGCGGUUCGAACAGGAGGGGUUACAUAUACAUCCACAUUAAAUCUCCUGACCACUAAGAUAAUACCUCUAAAUGCAUACAAACUCUUGACGUUUUUAAAAUGAACUGGAAAUAUUACUUACAUGAGCAUUAAUCAGUUAUCAACUUUGUGAUUUGUAAGACCAGUUAUAGUCUAAUAUGGUAAACACAUCUGUGGCUUAUUAAUUUAGUUGCUUUCUGUGGUUUUGCCAAGUGGGACAUGUUCUUGGAUCAACAUCAUUGUCUGUUUAUUAGAUCUUUGCUAUAAACAGUUAGAUUUUAAGGUUAGGGUUAUGACUUAAGCAUAUGUAUGUCUUCAAAAUCUUAAUUAUGAUGUCACAAUUGUGACUUAGCAUGUCAUAAUAGAUUUUUUAAUGUUAGAAUUUUGACUUAGUAUGUCAUAAUUAUGACUUUGAAUUUCAUAAUUCCAACUUUUAGAAUUAUAUAAGCAUGAUUUUUUUUCUUAUGUGGCGAGUUUCCAUACUUUCCUCUUGUUAAGGGACAAAAAUAUUUGUCUGACAGGAAAUUUGGCCCAGAAGCAAAUAAAAGAUGUUGAUCCAGGAUGUUCUGCUUGGCUAAAGUCAUAUUCAUCAUGCUUAAAGGUGCUAAAGAGGAUGUUUUGUUUUAUACAUUUUUGCAAUAUUACUUGAAACUGUCUUUACUAACUGAUAAAAGACUAUUUAUUAGGUGCACUGAAAGGAAUAAUAUUAAUAU
Molecule: messenger RNA, 4375 nt
Organism: Megalobrama amblycephala (Wuchang bream)
Lineage: Eukaryota; Metazoa; Chordata; Actinopteri; Cypriniformes; Xenocyprididae
Gene: plekha4
Product: pleckstrin homology domain-containing family A member 4
Exons: 19
Coding region: 229-3324 (1031 amino acids)
Source: RefSeq, a predicted model, not a curated record